AUGGCAUCAGGAAGUCGACGAAAUCUUCGACAAAAACAAAACUUUGAUCAAGUCCCUGAAGGAAAAGGCGGUAAUUUCCCUUAUCGAACCUUGCGCCUAAUAGAUCGAAUGGCCCAGAAAAUGCUGCAAACAAUACAAGAAAACAAAGACAUUCUUAGGUCCAAUGCAGUCUCCAAAGUUGUCAACUACACAUCAAAACCUCAUGGAUACCAAGAUAUUCCUGUAGAUAUUGAUGUGGCAAUUCUUACCUUGAAAAUAACCACAGAUCAAGGGAAAGAACUUAGUAGAGAACUGGGAGAAGACAAAGCUACAUUAACACAGACAACAGCCCUCAGUCCGAACAGUGACACUUCAAUAUCGUCAUUUGGCAAGUUCUGCGUUAUUGCUGAUAUUCAAACUCCACUGAGCUGUAUUGACGCAAUAGCCUGUAUUGGAUCUGAUGAAGCUUGGAUUGCUGGAACAAGCAAAGUUAUUCUACGUUUUGACAUAUUGAGUGGCUCUGUUAAGGAAUCUAUCAAAAUUACAGGGGAGCCAGCAGACAUGUCGGUAACUCAACAAGGAGAACUGAUAUUUACUGAUUUUGCCAAGAAAAGUGCCAUUGUCAAGUCUGGUAUGACAGAAACCCUGAUAAAAGCACCUCGAGGUUGGAGAGCAUAUGGACUAUGCUGCACUAAUAAUGGUGAUAUCCUUGUCAGCAUGAACACUGAGGAUGAAAGGCAACAAAAAAUAGUUCGGUUUCAGGGAAAGGUCGUAAAACAAGAAAUAGGAAAAGAUUUAGAUGGUAACCCUCUUUUCCAAAGAGGAGGCUACAUACUUUAUUUGGCCGAAAACACAAACGGGGACAUUUGUGCCUCUGAUGGAAAUGCAAAGAAAGUAGUUGUGGUGGAUGCAACAGGGAUAGUCAGAUUUCGUUACAAUGGUUAUGGAGCAAGAGGGAAGAAAUAUUUCUCUCCAGAGCAAAUAGCUACUGAUUCUAUGUGUCAGGUCAUCGUGACGGAUCAGAAGAAUGAUUGUUUACACAUUCUUGAUCAAAAUGGCAUUUUCUACAAUGUGUGGAUAACUGUGGAUUAG
Messenger RNA from Saccostrea cuccullata (small rock oyster), 1071 nucleotides. RefSeq lists its product as uncharacterized. NCBI's taxonomy places the organism in Eukaryota, Metazoa, Mollusca, Bivalvia, Ostreida, Ostreidae. The transcript has a single exon. The record is from RefSeq and is a predicted model, not a curated record. The coding region runs from base 1 to 1071 and encodes 356 amino acids.